This is a messenger RNA of Quercus lobata, 2405 nucleotides long. Its product is annotated as calcium-dependent protein kinase 8-like. The transcript has 9 exons. Gene Ontology annotation, biological process: protein phosphorylation. The record is from RefSeq and is a predicted model, not a curated record. Bases 416 to 2017 code for a protein of 533 amino acids. Lineage: Eukaryota; Viridiplantae; Streptophyta; Magnoliopsida; Fagales; Fagaceae. Gene Ontology annotation, molecular function: calcium ion binding; ATP binding; protein kinase activity.
AAAAAACAGAGCUUUGAGCCUUUGACUCUCUCUCUCUUUCUUAUUCAUUCACCCCCUUGAAAUUGAUCCUUUCACAUUCAGCUCUUUACCAAACCCUUUUCAUUUUUCUUCCUCUUCCUGUUUUUAUUAUUCAAAGUCAGUCUCUUUGGCCUUAAAAGCUUCAAAAAACAUCUAUCUUGUUCUUCUCUUGACCUUAAAAAUCUCACAUGGUUUCUUGCUGGAUUUUGCUUCUCUAAUAUCCUGGCCUAAUCUUCAUCUGGGCCUUGUAGAUUAUUGGAAGCAAAAAUUGUUUCUUGCACUUUGUUACAGAUUCUGGCUGCUAUGCCUUUAUGCUCUGUUGGGUCUCCUUGAAAUCUCAUAAAAGAACAAAAAUUAAACUUGAGGAGUAUUUGAAAGUUUGAGAAGCUUUUGAUCCAUGGGAAAUUGCUGUGCAACCCCUAGUACUACUUCCCAGAAGCAAAAUGGGAAGCAAAAAAACAAACCCAAUCCAUUUUCUGCUGACUAUGCUGCGGUCAACGGAACUGGAGGUGGGAACAAGCUCUGGGUCCUGAAAGAUCCAACAGGCCAUGAUAUCUCAGCUGAUUACGAACUUGGCCGCGAGCUAGGCCGAGGCGAAUUUGGGGUCACUUACUUGUGUACUGAUGAGUCCAAUGGUGAAAAGUAUGCCUGCAAAUCCAUAUCCAAGAAGAAGCUUAGGACUGCUGUGGAUAUUGAGGAUGUGAGGAGGGAGGUGCAGAUUAUGAGGCAUUUGCCUAAGCACCCCAAUAUUGUGACCUUGAAGGAUAGCUAUGAGGAUGACCAGGCUGUUCACAUUGUGAUGGAAUUGUGUGAGGGUGGUGAACUUUUCGACCGGAUUGUGGCGAGGGGGCAUUACACUGAACGUGCAGCUGCAGCUGUUAUGAAGACCAUUGUUGAAGUUGUUCAGAUGUGUCACAAGCAUGGAGUGAUGCAUCGUGAUCUCAAACCAGAGAACUUUCUAUUUGCAAACAAGAAGGAGACUUCUCCCUUGAAGGCAAUUGAUUUUGGGUUGUCAGUAUUCUUCAAACCUGGUGAGCGAUUUAAUGAGAUUGUAGGAAGUCCCUAUUACAUGGCUCCGGAGGUUCUGAAACGCAAUUAUGGCCCUGAGGUUGAUGUCUGGAGUGCUGGAGUUAUUUUGUAUAUUUUACUCUGUGGUGUUCCACCAUUCUGGGCAGAAACUGAACAAGGGGUAGCACAGGCAAUUAUUCGCUCUGUCAUUGAUUUUAAGAGGGACCCUUGGCCUAAAGUCUCUGAUAAUGCAAAGGACCUUGUGAAGAAAAUGCUGGACCCUGAUCCUAGACGGCGGCUUACAGCUCAGGAAGUGCUUGAUCAUCCUUGGCUACAAAAUGCCAAGAAGGCUCCAAAUGUUAACCUGGGUGAGACUGUGAGAGCAAGGCUCAAACAAUUUUCCGUGAUGAACAAGCUCAAAAAAAGAGCUCUAAGGGUGAUUGCUGAGCAUUUGUCAGUGGAGGAAGUGGCUGGCAUAAAGGAUGCCUUUGAUAUGAUGGACACCGGCAAAAGAGGCAAAAUAAACAUUGAGGAGCUUCGGGCUGGGUUGCACAAGGUUGGCCAACAUAUUCCUGAAGCAGAUCUGCAAAUCCUAAUGAACGCUGCUGAUGUUGACGGUGAUGGAGCUCUAAAUUAUGGGGAGUUUGUUGCGGUUUCAGUUCACCUUAAAAAGAUGGGCAAUGAUGAGCAUAUACACAGAGCUUUUGCAUUCUUUGAUAAAAACCAGAGUGAUUACAUAGAGAUUGAAGAGCUGCGGGAUGCUUUAAAUGAUGAGUCAGACACCAACAGUGAGGAAGUUAUAAAUGCCAUUAUGCAUGAUGUGGACACAGACAAGGAUGGGCGCAUAAGCUAUGAGGAGUUUGCUGCAAUGAUGAAGGCUGGUACAGAUUGGAGAAAAGCAUCUAGGCAGUAUUCAAGGGAAAGAUUCAACAGCCUCAGCUUGAAGUUGAUGAGGGAUGGGUCAUUACAGCAACCCAAUGAGGGUAGAUGAACCAACAAUCAUUAGAAAACAACCGAUGCUCGUGAAACAGGGAAAAAAAAAGUAUUUUUUUUCUUGGGUUUAUGCAAUCAUUGUCAUUUUUUAAUUUUAUUUCCUCAUGAGACCUUGGGAUAGGUAGAUCAGCACGAAGAGGGGUCUUAAAUGGCUUUGAAAUAGCCAUCUUUAGGAUUUGUUUGGUCGGAGGUAGAUGCAGGAGAAAGAAGAAAGUUUUAGUGUUAGACAGAAUUUGGUCAAGUUGUUCUUGUGAAAUUUGUGGUUGUAAAUAUGUUGACGAGGCCUGUAGGCCCUUUUCAUUAGAGAUAUAAUUUCCAAUUUGUUGUUUAAAUGCUUCCCAUGUAUUGUUGUCAAUAACACAAUUUAUCAUCCCCUAAUUCUUACA